Zootoca vivipara (common lizard) is the source of this 5492-nucleotide messenger RNA. RefSeq names its product cytochrome b5 domain containing 1 (gene CYB5D1). Lineage: Eukaryota; Metazoa; Chordata; Lepidosauria; Squamata; Lacertidae. The record is from RefSeq and is a predicted model, not a curated record. Gene Ontology annotation, biological process: cilium movement.
GUUGCCAUGGUAGCGGCGGACGCGGCCUACUCCUCUUCCUCUCGCUCCUCCCGGCAAUGGACGUUUACCGGCCGCGCUAUUACACCCCGAAGGAGGUGGAGGUGCACAACCGGCCCUGGGACCUCUGGGUCUCCUACAUGGGGCGGGUCUAUGACCUCAGCCCCCUGGCCGAGGCCCACAAGGGUGAUAUCUUAUUGAAGCCUAUCCUAGAAGCAGCGGGGAAAGACAUUACCCACUGGUUCAACCCCAAAACCAAAGACAUACAGACACACAUUAACCCUCUAACAGGAUGCCUCAAGUACUACACCCCACAAGGUCGCUUUGUGCACAUCCCACCUCCUCUGCCUCGUACAGACUGGGCCAAUGACUUUGGCAAGCCCUGGUGGAGAGAUAACAACUACGAGGUGGGCAUCUUGUCUGCCAAAACCAGACGCAUACGGAUCAUCAACACUCUGACCUCUCAGGAACAUACCCUUGAGGUUUGUUCCGAGGAAUCCAUGUGGGAGAUCCUUCGGCGGUACUUGCCCUUCAACGCCCAUGCGGCCAGCUACACAUGGAAAUAUGAACGCGUCAACCUAGACAUGGAUAAGAACCUGCAGCAGAACAACAUUCCAGAUGAGGACGAGGAGUUCUACAAUCUCUACAUGGACGCUGAUGCCUUCACCCCAGCCAUCCUGCUCUACUUCAACGAUGACCUCACUGAGUUCUAGGUAACCCCAAAAUGGAGAAGGAACUGGUCCCAUCUCCAGCCAUGCUGCCCCCCACCCCCACCCCAGCAGCCCCUCAUCUAGCUUGCUUAUUUAUAAGAAUAUUUAUAAGCCACCAACUCAUUUAAAAAAAUGCAUCAUGUCCAAUAAAACCUUUCAAACGCUGUAAAAUUCUAAAAUCGUAAGAUACAGAACACUUGGUUAAACCAGAACAGCAGGGAGAAACAAGCUUCCUCCAUCUUCUCAAGGGGCUGUGUCACAUGGAAGAUGAAGAAAGCUUGUUUUCUCCUGCUCCAGAGGGUAGGACUUGAACCAAUUGAUUCAAGUUGCAAAAAAUGAAAUUCGAACUCAACACCAGGAAGAACUUUCUGACAGUAAGAGCUUCUUCAACAGAAGAAUGGUCUCCCUCAGGAGGUGGUGGACUCUCCUUCUUUUGAGGUUUUUUUAAGCAGAAGUUGGAUGACCAUCUGGCAUGGAUGCUUUAAUUGAGAGUCCUGCAUUGCAGGGGCUGGACUAGAUGACCCUUGGGGGUCCCUUCCAACUCUACAACUCCAAUUUAGGCGCUUGCCUGAUUUUGAUAGUUCCAAAAUAUAUUCAUUUAUUUGAUUUAUGCUCCACCUUUCCUCCAGAGUGCCCCAGGUAGCAUACAUGGCUUUCCCCUCCCCAUUUUAUCCUCACAAUAACCCUGUGAGGUAGGCUAGACUAAAUGUCAGGGACUGGCCCAAAGUCACUCGUGUGAGCUUCCUGGUUGAGUUGGGAUUUGAACCCUGGGCUCCCAGGUCCCGUCUAGGGCUGGGCGAUAUCUGGUUUUCAGCAUCUUAGUAUAUCACCAACUAAACAUCUCGAUAUAGCGUUACAUCACAAUGUCCGAAAUAAAGAUGCAGCUACGGAGAGGCAUUGCCUGGCUUCACAGAUUUUCCCACAUUGUGAUUUUUGCAUAGCACACACAUUUCCUUACAACUCAUUAAGGCUGCUAAUUACUCAGAUGGGAGAGAUACCUGGGAUACUGAGGAAAGAACCCUGGGAGGAGGGUGAAUAGUGUAAGGAGUCUACAUUUGGGGACAGCCAGGUUGUUGCCCUUCCUCUGCUAAAAAACCUUUUGAAUGAAUCUGUGAGAGCUUCAGUAAAUGUGUUUCUCAGCCAGAAGAACACCCCCAGAUUCUGUGUUCGCAAAGAGGCCACACCCUGCUUUUCCUCCAUUGAUCAGGAAGGCGUUUCCUCUUGGCCCGCCUUGCAACUGGUUACCCAGAAGUCAGCAACAGAGAUGGAAAAUGGCGUUUGUGAAAAUUCACUCUAGACUCAAGAUGAUGAAGCUCCUGUAUUUCAGGAAAACUUUCUGGGUAGGAGGUGCCACAGAAAAAUAAAAGCCUUUUGUACAAACAAGACACAGUGCUAAUAUUGAGGAGAAACGAGAACAUGAGAGUCAACAUGGGCUUGUUGAUCCAGUAUGAGGCCUGUACAAGGGCACUCUUGGGCCAGUUUGGUAUUUGCUGGAAAUGAAGGUGUACCAAGAAAUGAUAAUUUUACAUGAAUGGACUCCUGGAAAAGGAUUUCACCAACCUUGGGUUGCAUCCACCCUAGAGUUAGGAGCCUUAUAAUAUGUAAGCAGUUUAGGACGUAUCCACUAGAUGUCAGCAGUGGCUCAUCAAGCAGCCAUUUUGAGGUCUGUACCGCAACCCUUGAAAUGGUUUUAAAUAUAGAAUAAUGACUCUAACAUUCAGUGGUUGAUUAUUCUGCAGGGUCAUAGCCAAUGGGAGAAGCACUGCUUCUCAUUUGGAGCAGGACACACUCACUCCCGCUCGCCUUUCCCCAGAGCCUUUUGAAAUUCAAACUUUGUUAUUAAGCCUACUAACAUCCUCUGGCUGGUGGUUUUUUUUUUAAAAAAAAUGUUUUUGUUAAAGAUUUUCUUGGUUUACAAAAAUACAUGCCUUGUCUCUUUUUCUCAGGUUGUACAGUCUUCCUUACAAAUCAGUUACAUUUGUUAUGCGACAUUAGUGAUGGGGAAGAAGAGGGGGGAGAGGAGGGGGUGGUGGUGAGGUUUAUAUUCUUUUGUAUAGUGCAUGUGUGGCGUUUUGUGCCAAUGUCCACUGGGUAGGUUCUCUUUCUAUUUGUCUAUUGAAUUUCCUUGGUAGUGAGAGGUAUUGGUGGGCAGGGUGUGGCUGGUUGUCUGUGGUUGUCUGCAGUGGGGUUUGUUUGCAUUUGUGAGAUGGGGAGGGCUUGUUGGGUCAUCCUCUGGCUGUUGAGAAUCUGGGGAGUCCUGGGCUCAAAUCCCCACCCAGCCAUGACGCUCAGGGUGACCUUGGGUCAAUUGUUUUAGCUCAACCUAACCUACACCACAGGGUUGUUGUGAAGGUGGUAGGAGAAGAACCAUGUAAAGUCACAUUGAGCUCCCUGGAGGACAAGCAUGAUAACAAUGUAAUAAAUAAAACACAGACUCUGCAGUAGUCUUUGCCUCCACAUGUUUUGGGCUGCAGCUUCCAUCGGCCCCAGCCAGAAUGUGCUAGCUAAGAUUGAUGGGAAUUGUAGUCCAAAACAUCUGGAGGGUAGCAGGUUGGCAAGGCUAACGUAGAAGCAAUACCUUUAUUAUGGCACAAAAAGGAGACCAGUUAGAAUUCCAGCAUCUUCUAAUACUGCUGCAUUAGUUGGGGUAAAUGGCCAAAAUUCUCCUCUUUCAAGCUCAGAAUUCAUACACAGACAGCACAAUCCUAUAUGUGUUUACACAGAAGAAAGUCUCCGUGGAACACACGCUGCCUGAUCUUUAGGAUUGCAGGAGAAAUCUGCUUUGUCAUCCCGCAGAUACAAAAUAAACCUGUAUUUGUAGAGAAGCUAAAUCUGUAUUCACAUGUGCUAAUGGAAAAAUGAUUUCUGUUCCCAGAAUGUCCACUAUUUUUCAUAUAUAGAAGUUGGGAAGAUAGUGACCCUUCUCCCAGCUGAGAGUAUGAUUUUUCUCCCUUUCCAAUGCCUCCAUGAUUGCCACCAAGCAACACAAUUUUUGUUUCUUUUCUCUCAUAUAGAAAAUAAGUCUCAAUUUAUUUAACUUUUUAAAAAGAGACAGUUCUUCAGCUUUGAAAAGACAGAAUUUAAAAUACACAUAAUUGCUAAAAGAAUUCCCAGCUCAUCCAGGUCCCCUAAGUGCUUCUUCUAGUCAAGAAGGUGUUAUGUUGCUUCUGAAGUACUGUUUGUCAGACCUCUGAAGGAGAUGACUCUUCUUUUGGAAGCAGCCACUCUGGACAUCCCUCUCCCUUUAUGUGCUUUUGCUGUUCAAGCAUGCUGCGUUGAGGUUGCUAAUCAAAAAAUAGUUCUUAGCAAAUUGUUGAGAUCUGGAUGGAACACACACAGAGAGAAAAGGAAAUAUCAAACACCAGUCCCGGAAUAUGGGGGUAAGAACAUCUGUGGAUCAUGCGGGGACAUCCAGUGCGGCAGAAAAGGAAAUGCUUAGAGCCGAGUCAAGCUAGACUCAGGGGAUCAGGGAGGCCUGUGGUGAGCCAUAACCCCUCCAGUGAGUGCACUUGUGUGAUAAUUGCUUUGGUGGGAGAGACAGUAACAGCUGGGCUCCCUGCUUGCUAACCUGUGUCUGUAGGCAAAGUGAUGGUGGUGCUUUGAGUGUGUGAGUUGCUGGGAGAGAGUUGCUUUAGAAGAAGAGCAUGACAGAACUCAGGGGAGGCUAUCGAAAAAGCAAACCCAGCCUCUUAGCUUCUAAAGGGCACAGUUAAGUUUAAGAAAUUUUGUAUUUUUGUUGUUGUUUUUAGUGUUUAUUGGUUUUUGUUAUUUGUUGUGUUUUGUUUUUAUUAGAUGUUUUUUAAAAUAAUAAAAAUAAAUUGAAAUAAAUAAAUAAAUAAAAUAAAGGGCACAGCCUACCCAGUCUCAGAUACUUGGGAAUGCUAUGCUCAGACUCGCUUAGUGCUGCAGGACUCAGAAAUGGAAGAACCAUGUUGUUCUUUUGUUGUUGUUUAAUCGUUUGGUCGUGUCCGACUCAUUGUGACCCCAUGGACCAGAGAACACCAGGCACUCCUGUCUUCCACUGCCUCCUGCAGUUUGGUCAGACUCAUGUUGGUAGCUUCGAGAACACUAUCCAACCAUCUCGUCCUCUGUCGUCCCCUUCUCCUAGUGCCCUCCAUCUUUCCCAACAUCAGGGUCUUUUCCAGGGAGCGUUUUCUUCUCAUGACGUGGCCAAAGUAUUGGAGCCUGAGCUUCAGGAUCUGACCUUCCAGUGAGCACUUAGGGCUGAUUUCCUUCAGAAUGUAUAGGAAGAACCAUAGAUGAUUCCUAUGCUUAGCACAAAAGGAAUGUAAGGAAUUCACCAGCUGCCAAAUUGCUACAUGGCAAAGCUCAAGGUGUUACUAAUCUAUAUACAGUAUAUAAAAAUGUAAACUGGCCAUGUCCGUUAGUAUCCACGUUUCACCAAAACCGCUUGACCGAUUGCGUUCAAAGUUUGACACAAUGCUGCAUGCGAAUAUGAGAGCAAGCCCAUACCUUUUUCAAAGACAGAUGUCACGCCUGUGCCACGUAAAAACCCCAAACCCCAUGUUUCAAAACACACCACUCAGACGAAAAUGCAUUCUGGGAAAAUAACCAGGUUGCAAACCAGCGUCCUCUAGUGGUGGCUACGCUGGUACUGCACCUAUAAAACCUUCCUUCUCAACAGCACCUUGGCUCUCGUUUACAUACCGUACUAGGCCGAAGCCUUUACAGACUAGGCCGAAUGGAGGUACUGACUCGCCUGGGUGGGGGUUGGGGAGAGGAGGGGACGGGAUAGGUCAGGACAUGGUGGGACCAGUCACUGGG